CGCGAGGAAGCGGAGAGGCGGCGGGAACCUGGGUCGUGGUCUCGCUCUGUGUUGACCGCGACCCUUGGCGAGUGGGCUAUGGGGGAGCCCGGCUCCUUGGUUAGGGGAGACCGCGCGGGUGGCCGGAUCUGGUGUUUGCGGCGGGUGGGGAUGAACGCUGAGUGGCUGCUGUUGGAGGACGGAGACGAGGUGACUGUAGGGCGAGGAUUUGGUGUCACAUACCAGCUGGUAUCAAAAAUCUGCCCUCUGAUGAUUUCCCGAAACCACUGUGUUUUGAAGCAGAAUGCCGAGGGCCAGUGGACAAUUAUGGACAACAAGAGUCUGAAUGGUGUUUGGCUGAACAGAGAACGUCUAGAACCUUCAGAAGUCUGUUCUAUCCAUAAGGGAGACCACAUCCAGCUUGGAGUGCCUCUGGAAAAUAAGGAGAAUGCAGAGUUUGAAUAUGAAGUUAUUGAAGAAGAUUGGGAAAGGAUAUAUCCUUGUCUUGCCCCAAAGAAUGACCACAUCAUAGGAAAAAAUAAGGGCCUGAGAACUAAAAGGAAAUUUAGUUUGGAUGAAUUAGAGGGUCUUGGAGCUGAAGGGCCCUCAAAUUUGAAAUGCAAAAUAAGUAAAGUGUCUUGUGAACCUGGUCAACCAGUGAAGUCAUCUGGGAAAAGUGAAGUAGCCAGUCACCCCCCUGAAUAUUUGGAUCCUAAGUUGACUUCUCUUGAGCCGAGUGAGAAGACCACAGGGGCUCAUGUUUCCCCUGGCCCCGUAGAAGUCGUAGAGCUUCAGCAAAAGAAGCAGAAAAAAACCUCAAACCCUUCAGCGUCUCAGAGCAGCUUAGACCUGUUUAGGGUGACCAUGUCCAGGAUUCUGAAGCUGAAAACACAAAUGCAGGAAAAACAGGUAGCUGUUCUGAAUGUGAAAAAGCAGACCCAAGAAGGGAACUCAAAGAUGAUUGUGAAAAUGGAGCAGGAACUCCAGGAUUUACAGUCCCAGCUAUGUGCGGAGCAGGCCCAGCAGCAGGCCCGAGUGGAGCAGCUAGAGAAGACUUUCCAGGAGGAGGAACAGCAUCUCCAGGGUUUGGAGAAAGAGCAAGGAGAAGAGGACCUGAAGCAGCAGCUGGCCCAGGCUCUGCAGGAGCAUCAGGCUCUAAUGGAAGAGCUAAAUCGCAGCAAGAAGGACUUUGAAGCCAUUCUUCAAGCCAAGAACAAAGAAUUGGAGCAGACCAAGGAAGAGAAGGAGAAGGUACAAGCACAGAAGGAGGAAGUUCUCAGCCACAUGAAUGACGUGCUAGAGAAUGAGCUCCAGUGUAUUAUUUGCUCAGAAUACUUCAUUGAGGCUGUCACCUUGAACUGUGCCCAUAGCUUCUGCUCCUACUGUAUCAAUGAAUGGAUGAAGCGGAAGAUAGAAUGCCCCAUUUGUCGGAAGGACAUCAAGUCCAAAACUCACUCCCUGGUCCUGGACAAUUGCAUUGAUAAGAUGGUAGAUAAUCUGAGUUCAGAAGUGAAAGAACGACGAAUUGUCCUCAUUAGGGAGCGAAAAGAGGAGCGGUGACCUGGGAGCCCAGAUUUGACCAACAUCAACCUUUGAGCUGAAGUGUGCUGGGUCUGUGUGGGGCUGGGGAUACCCAUCUACUUUCUUCAUCCAGCCCACUGACAAGAUUUCUUCUCACAAGUCCAAGCACAGUAGAUACUUGGUGCAGCAUUGGAAAAGGAACUUGAUGCAGCAUUGGAAAGGGGAAGAGGAGCCCCAUGUCCUUAGUUCACCUCUGACUCCUCUCAUGCAGAAUUAAUUAUGCAGAGUAAAUAAUAUCAAACCCUCCUUUUCUCUCCAAAGGCUAACGAGAGUGCCUCUUUGCCUUUGUGGUAACACCGGGAGCCCACACAGUAAACCUAAUCAGUCUCUCUGUUGCAUUUGUUGGCUGAGAGCAGUUCUGGCACCAGUCUCAGUUUCUGCAGUUAUCACAGCGGGUGCAGCUUUGAGGUUUUCUCUAGAGACAGGCGGAAGGUCUGAGGCCCCAUUUAGGGAAGCGUGUGCCAGAGCCAUCAGCAGCUUCACUGGGCUGCAAUGUGGGAUUUAGAGAAAAUUCUCAGUUCAAAUACCAAUCUUCCUUGCCAAUUGAAAGCUGGUUUAAUCCCCAGUGCAUUGGAAUUUUACAAAGGACCAAACUUAGGAUCUGGAGACUAGGAUUGGCAAGCCUGUAAUUGUCAAAGUUCUGAUGCUAUAGCAGGGCUGUUUUCCUCCUGGGCAGGGUUGCUCUUAUCACAGGUUCAGGGAGGGAGACCUGCCUGUCCGUGGCAGCGUGGGGCUGUGAUUCCACCAAGAGCAGCCCCACUCCAGGCCUUCCAGGCUGGUUGCUGUCUUCAAGUUCCACAUCCCCAUGGGAGGAGCAAUGCCUCAUGACUGAUGAGCCAUCGAUCCCUUGUAAACUCUGUGAGGCCAGUUUAUACGAAGGAGAGGGGGAGGAGGACAAUGUUAGGAUGCCAGAUCCUGUGUUGGAGAGAGGAUGCGCUGGAGCUGGGGCAGAUAACGAACAUCCAACAUCCCUCCAGGAACUUCUUAUUGUGGAAGACCACCUGUGUAAACGUAGAGUCAAGUUAUUAAUCAAAGCAGCUUUUCCUUGAGAGUUUCUUGGUUCCUGCACUUAACUCUAGAUGAACACAGGGUAUUUUUAGAGCCUAAAUAAGUUGGUAUUCUAGAUUUCCAUGAACUAAUCAUGGGAAGUGGCUGGCGUCGCUGAUUAUUCCUCUUCCUCCCCCACCCCAAACCCCCUAGUACCAUAGACUUAGGUACAUCACCAUUGAGGCUUCUUUGCAUCAGCUGGAUACAUAUCCUGCCCAACGGCCUGUUGCUGUCAUUCUUAAGAAAUCUUAAGACUAGACAUGCUUCUGCUCCUGUCUAGGGCUUCUGUUUGAACUGCUUUCUGCUUUCCUACCCUGGAGAGUUUGGACCUCUUUUACCCUUGUCCCAUGAAAACUGAACCAGAACUAACCUCAGAGAAACAUCUCUUCCUUGCUUCCUUUCUCUGGGCCUUUCUGUCUUCUCAGUACCUAUUAAGCGCCAGGGGCUGGGGAUAAAAGUCAGCAGGGCAUGUGCAGCCCCUGCCUUCAUGGCACUUUCAGUCUAGAUGUAGGGCCUAGGCUGCUUAUAGAAAAGUGCUAUAAUAAGAGAAAUGAAGGGUGAUAGGUAAAGGUCAAGGGCAGGCAAGAAAGUGAAGGGAAGUGAAGGGCUAUGGGUGUAUAUUAUAAGUGGAGGGUCCAGAAGCAAGAAAGCAAGGGGAUUUUGAGGGCUGAAAGAAGUCCAAUGUGGCUGAAUUGUAGCAUGCUGGAGAAAAUGUUGAGCUGUGAGGCUGGAAAAGUAGGCAGGACUGGAUCGUGAAGCAUCUUCUAGACUAUGUUAAAGAUUUAGCCUAGGGACAUUGGGAAAACUAUCAGAAGAUUUUAAGUGGAGAUGUGACUGCUUGUGUUUAUGUUUUUCUGGAUAGGUUAAUGUGGCUGCAGUGACAAGAAUAAGUGGUGAUGGGAACAAGAAUAGAUACCAGUACCCCCAGCCAAAGAUGAUGGUGGCUGGGCUAGAAAAGUAGCAGUGGGGAUGGAGAGAGUGGAUGAACUUGUGUGGUAGUUAAGGGAGUAGAAUCUACAGGUUCUUGAGACUGGUUUGCUGGGAGGAAUGGGAGGGAGCUCAGAGUCGAGGAUCACUCCCAGGUUUCUGCCAGGCGCAGAUGGGUGGAUGAUGGGGCAUUCACUGAAAUGAGAAGCAGUUUGGCAGGAAGAUAAGUUUUAGACUGAAAAGUAAGUUGAAGGCACCUAUGGGCAUCAGUGGAGCUGUUCAGUGGGUGUUUGAGUAUGUGGAUCUGGUGCCUAGAAGAUAGGCCUGAGUUAGGAUACUAGAUUUGGGAUUAUGAACCAUGGAAGUGGAUAAGCCACUUUGCACACUCUCUGUGAGUGGUAAGAGCCAAAGGUCAAGUACCUAUCCCUGAGAAACACCAACAUUUAAGGGAUGGGUAGUGGGAGAGGAGUAUGCAGGACAGAACAGUGAGGAAUGGCCAAAGGGAGAUGGAAAAAGAGGGAAGUGUGGGACAGGCAACAAAGCCAUCAGAAUUGUGUGCCUUGAGCCUUCCCGAGGAUGCCUGUGUCUGAGCUAGCCGCCUCAUCACAUUCUAGACGUCUCCCUGUUAUCUCUUUCAAACACUUACCAGAUUGAAGUUGUAUUUGUUAGUGUGCUCUUGCCCCUAGAUUUAUAAACUCGGGGACAGGGAUUUUAUCUUACUCCAUGUGGCAUUCUCAGGGCCUAGAAGAGUGUUUGGUAGGUCUUGAGUAAAUACGUGGUUAUGAAUGGUUAUGAAGUGAGGAGUCAGCAGUGUGAAAUGCAGCUGAGAAGUUAAACAAGAUAAGGACGAAAAAUUGCACUUUGGAGGUAGCAGAUGUGUGGGAAAUUAAUGACUUUAUCUAGUACAAGUUUGGGGGACUGGUGGGAUCCAGUCCAGUUUGCAGAGAAUUGGAGAAUGAAUGUGAGGUGAGGGAGUAGAGAAGAGUAAGAAUAGACAAGUUCUGCAAGAAAUUUCGCUAUGACUAAGAUGAGGGGGAGCAACACAAGAGAAGGCUGUAGUUGGAGGAGGAAGUGGGGUAAAAGGAAGUUUUCGUUCUGUUUUUUAAAGGCAUGAGAGAUGUGAGCAUGUUCACUUGCUGAUUGGAAGGAGCCUGUAGAGAGGGAGGUGCUGGAAAGCCGAGGCAGUGGAUAGGGCAAGAUUCUUUGGAAGGCAGGAGAGAAGGCAUGCAGAGCACAGACGGAGGGGUUAGUCUUUAAAAGUAGGAGGGUACAUGCGUACAGCCUCUUGUAUAGAGAAAGAGCACAAUGUGGGAGGGUAGGCAAGGAAAUUUGCUUGGAGGGAGUCAAGAGAAUUUCUUUUUUGUGGCUUCGGUAUUUUUCUGGGAGCUAUUAGGUGAGGCCAUUAGCUGAGAGGAAGGGAGCUUCGCUUGGUUCUCUCAGCUCUCCAAGGCUGAAGGCAUGCCCAGCCCCAAAUCCCACCACCUCAAAGACUGCCCACAAGUGGGAGAAAAGUAACCUUUGUAAUCUUUUCAAUCCUCCUACCAAAGCGUUCCAGACCUCAGUCUCAGAGAAGGGGACAGUUUCCUUGGUGGUUUUAUUAUGCCCUUAGUAUAGGCCAGGAUCCCUGCUUCCCUGGGAUCGAGGAAGGAGAAGCUGUCAGAAAGGACUGGAAACCAGUAAAUAGCCCCUCCUACCCCCUCCCUCUCUGGACAGAGGAAGAACUCCCACCUCUCCCUACCUGUUGCUAUGUAUGUGAUUUCUUCUUUCCUUCAGCAGAUUCGUUAUUGAGGGCCAGCUUUGUGCCAGGCACUGUUGUAGGUGUGAGGAAUAGAAGGAGAAGUGAAAAUCUAAUGUUAGAUGUGAUUACUGCUACGGGGGAAAAUAAAGCAAGAAAGCAGUCAGGGAGAGAUGGGGAGAGCAUUGGCAAAUUUUGAUAGGGUGGUCAAGGAAGGCUUCACCAAGAAGGUAAUAUUAGAGUAAAGCUCUGAAGGCAGUCGCUGUGCUGUCAUCUGGGGAAAGAGUAUCCCAGGCAGAGGGACUAGGAAGAGAGAGUGAGCUUGGAGUGCUGGAGGAACGACAAGGAGGCCAGUGUAGCUGGAGUGGAGUGAGCGAUGGGGGAGAGGAGUAGGAGAGUACGAGGUGAGGUCAGAAGGUUGGGCGGGGCCAGACUGUGUAGGGCCUUAUAGGCCUUUGGAAGAACCUUGACUUUAACUCUUACUCUGGGAGAAGUGGGGAGCUGGCUUUGAGCCAGAGUGACAUGAUGCGACUUUUGUUUUCUCGGUUCACCAUGGCUGCUGUGGGGGAAAGAGACUGAGGGUGGCAACAGGGAUGCCAGAGGAGGGAAAUACAAGCUCUUCCUUUACUUCUCCUUUCUUUCUUUCCAAAGCAAAGAGGCUGUCCUGAAGACCGUGCUCCGGGGCAUUUGAAAGACUACCAGGCAAUGGGAGCUUGGGAUGGUCUGGAGGAUUCUCUGUGGACGGGUUUUGGGCUACUCUGAGACAGAGCGUGGGAUAGAGCCACGUGGAACAAAGACUGAGUUAGGAAGUCCUCCGUCACGAGCCUUCCAUGUUGGCCAGCCCUGCUGCCACCGUUGUCUGAAGCACCACUGGUACUCAGCGCAUCGACCGCUUCAGGGUACUUGAUGGACUCUGCUUCACUACAUGUUGAAUGGGUUAUAUAGUUCUGUACUGCUUUCUAAGUUUGUUGUUGUUUUGUUUUGGUGCCUCAGAAGCACCUCUGUUGACAUUUGUUUUAGACAGGUUUGGUGUACCCCUGUGGCUAUACCUGAAAGCUAAGGCAGCCUCUGUUUGAGAGGAUGGUAUACCUCUUCUUUAUGAAAACAAGAUGUCAUUUCCUGGAAAUAAAAUGUAAAACUUA
Molecule: messenger RNA, 6411 nt
Organism: Equus quagga
Lineage: Eukaryota; Metazoa; Chordata; Mammalia; Perissodactyla; Equidae
Gene: RNF8
Product: ring finger protein 8
Exons: 9
Coding region: 79-1539 (486 amino acids)
Biological process (GO): protein K48-linked ubiquitination; double-strand break repair; ubiquitin-dependent protein catabolic process
Cellular component (GO): site of double-strand break; nucleus; cytosol
Molecular function (GO): ubiquitin protein ligase activity; histone binding
Source: RefSeq, a predicted model, not a curated record